AUAUUAAAAAAAUUAUUAUGUUUUAGUUCUAUUGAGGCUUAAUUUCACCCUCUCAUCAAUCAAUGGCUGUUCUUCUUCUACACUCUUUUCUUCUGUCAAUCUUCAUCUGGUCAAUCCCAGUUGCCCCGGCCGUUGACCCCAUUUCCGAGUCACUCCUGGCCUUAAAAUCUCAGCUGAUUGAUGAUUCCAACGCUCUGGGUGACUGGAUUUUGACCCCGGAAUUGAAUUCGUCGUCUGGGUUUCAGAGCUCAAGAAUCCAUGGAUGUCUCUGGUCUGGUGUCCGGUGCAACGAGAACUCAUCAAUGGUGGUCGGGUUGGACCUUUCCGGGAAGAAUCUCCGGGGGGUUUUUUCCGAUGACCAAUUCGGAGCUUUUCUCGGCGUUCUUGAUCUGAAUCUCAGCUACAACUUGUUCUCCGGGAAUCUCCCCUCUGGGAUUUUCAGCCUCACCAGUCUCCGAUCACUGGACGUCAGCAGGAACAACUUUUCCGGCGAGUUCCCGGCGGGGAUCUCGAAUCUGGGGAGUCUGGAGAUUCUUGAUGCCCUCAGUAACAGCUUCUCCGGGAACUUACCUUCGGAAGUCUCAAAACUCCGUUCACUAAAGAGAUUGAAUUUCGCAGGGAGCUAUUUCAGCGGCCCAAUCCCUUCCGAGUAUGGCUCGCUGGAGAAUCUCGAAUACAUCCAUUUGGCCGGAAAUUCUCUCGCCGGAAAAAUCCCACCUGAACUGGGAAAGCUCAGAUCCUUAACUCACAUGGAAAUAGGAUACAACUCAUACGAAGGAACUAUCCCGUGGCAAUUGGGUAAUUUGAGUGAGAUUCAAUACCUGGACAUUUCUGGGGCCAAUCUCACCGGACCCAUUCCGAGAGAGUUCGGAAAUCUCACAAAACUAACUUCACUCUUCAUGUUUGGUAACUUUCUUGAUGGAUUCAUCCCAGAGGAACUGGGAAGAAUCACUUCUCUUGAAAGCUUGGAUCUUUCUGUGAAUCUCCUCUCUGGGCCAAUCCCGGAGACCUUCUCGGAGCUGAAGAACCUCCGGCUGCUCAGUCUCAUGUACAAUGAGAUGAGCGGGACAGUCCCGGAAGCCAUAGCCGAGCUCCCAAAGCUCGAGAGCUUCCACAUCUGGAGCAAUUCCUUCAACGGAUCCCUCCCAGAAAGCCUGGGGAGGCACUCGAAGCUCAAAGAAAUGGAUGUCUCGACAAAUCGCUUCACAGGCGGAAUUCCUCCCGGAAUUUGCUCCGGCGGGUCACUCUCGAGGCUGAUCAUGUUCUCCAACGGAUUCACAGGUCCAAUCGGCCCCUCCAUUUCAAACUGUUCUACCUUAAUCCGAGUCCGUCUGGAAAAUAAUUCUUUCACAGGCGAGAUCUCUCUCAAUUUCAGCAAUUUUCCUGAUAUAACGUACCUGGACCUGUCAAGAAACAGAUUCUCCGGCGGCAUUCCGAUGGAUCUUCCGGCGGCUUCAAAACUGAAGCAUUUCAAUGUGUCUUAUAAUCCAGAGCUAGGAGGGAUAAUCCCAGAAAAAACAUGGCAGAUGUUGUCCCUCAAGAACUUUUCGGCUUCCAAUUGUGGAAUUUCCGGAAAUGUCCCUCCAUUUCAGGGCUGCAAAUCAGUGUCUAUCAUUGACUUGAGCGUCAAUGGCUUGUCAGGGGCAGUUUCGGAAAGUGACUCCGACUGCAAGGAUUUGGCGAGGGUGAAUUUGUCUUUUAACCACUUAACGGGCCGGGUCCCGGCCGGGCUGGCCGGUCUGCCUGCCGUUAAAGUUGUCGACCUUUCCCACAACCGUUUUAACGGCCCGAUCCCGUCAGAGUUUGAAACGGCGUCAGAAACGUUAGCGCUGCUUAACGUCUCGUUUAACGACGUUUCCGGUUCGAUCCCCGAAAAGUUUAGUGCCAUGGACGCCGGUUUAUUCCAGGGUAAUCCUAACUUAUGUGGGCCGCCGUUACGGGCUUGCCAUAAUGGGCCGAUCCGAUGGACUCAAAAGUUCGCCCGGGCUCUGAUCCUCUGCGGGACGAUUAUCUUCUGCAUCACCGCCGCAAUGCUCGCCGGAGUUUAUAUGAACCGGUGGAAAACGGUGUCGUUUGACGGGCUUCACCAGUUCAGAUCAAAGGACAUUCUCGGAAGCUUCAUCGACUCCCCUCCGCCGCCGGGGACGGCGCCGGGAUCGGUCUGCAAAGCGGUCCUCCCGACCGGAAUAAGCGUUUCGGUGAAGAGCAUCAGGUGGGGACGGGGGAGGACGGCGAUCGCGUCGGAAUUCAUCAAUCAAUUGGGGAACGCGAGGCAGAAAAACCUAGCGAGGCUAUUGGGAUUCAUGUACAGGAAGGAUGUGGCCUACCUGAUCUACGAUUACCUGCCGAACGGCAAUCUGUCGGAGAAGAUCGCCGGCGGGAAGAUGGAUUGGGAGACGAAGGUGAAGGUGGUGGCCGGAAUCGCCCGGGGACUGUGGUAUCUCCACCGCGAGUGUUUCCCUCCGAUCGCCCACGGGGAUUUGAAGGGUAGUAAGGUGGUGUUUGACGAGAAGAUGGAACCACAUUUGGUUGGAUUUGGGGUUUCCUCACUCUCCCAAUUGGACAACGUUAAUUCAGGUGAAUUAAGAGUAGUGAUCAAAGAAGAGUUGCUCUAUAAAGACAUACACAACUUUGGCCGACUGGUUAUGGAGGUCUUAACCAAUGGUAGAGUUAGCAAAGGAGAAGUUGCAAGCCCACAAACGAAACCGAAUGACGAUGAUGCCCUUCUGAAAAAAGUCCUUCGCGAGAAUGAUAUCCCGUAUUCUGAUAAUCCGAUUAAGCAGGAAGUGAAGAGAGUUCUUGAUGUCGCAUUGUUCUGCACCCAACGUCGAGCUUCGGACAAGCCAUCAAUGCAAGAAGACCCUUUGAAGCUUCUCUCAAGCUUGAGAGUAGGAACGAGAAGAUAAGAUCACAGAAGUGUAUGAAAGGGUGUUGUUAUAUACAUCUCCAUUUUGGCUAUAUCCAAUCUUUUUAUGUUAAAUGGACAAUUUUACCCCUAAAGCUGACUUGCAUCAAAAUUCUCUCUUUUCUAUUUUUGAGGUUAAAAAUAUCCAUUUAACAUUAAUGGAGUGGAUACAGGCAAAAUGAAGGUAGAUAUAACAA
Messenger RNA from Cuscuta campestris, 3102 nucleotides. Lineage: Eukaryota; Viridiplantae; Streptophyta; Magnoliopsida; Solanales; Convolvulaceae. The record is from the annotation of a GenBank genome assembly.